AUGCAAAUCGAAUCAAAGGUCGUUCUGCCAAGAGAACUCCAUGAUCUCUCUUCUUUCAUCGAAGAAAAGCCCGAAUCUUUGGCAGUUGCCACUGCUGAGCUGCAAGCCAUAGCUCUCCGUGCAACCAAAUUCAUAUUCGACCUUGCUUUGCAGUCGGAACCCACUUCUCUGCCUCAUAUCGAGGAACUUUUGUCUUCACUCAGACAGUCUCAAGCUCCCCAGACGAGAUCACAAACUCGUGCUAAUGCCAAACGGAAGAGGAGCCCAAGUCCUGCCCUGGAACCCCCGAAGAAGAUCACGAUAAAAGAUACGCCACUACCCUCACUUUUCAUCGAGGGUAUGAAUGAAGAUCAAAUUUGGCAGCAGCUGGAUCUUAGAGCUGCACCUCUUUGCAAUAAUCUUCAGCUGAAGGUGACGAGGGGUCAGAAGCAAGUGAGGAUUCUGAGGGAUUCGGAUGGUUCGGAUGAAGACACCGGUGGGGCAGAAGAAAUGACUGACCUUCGCGAGGAAGUGUCUGAAGACGAGGAGGACGAAUUAGAUCCUCAUCCGUCCCUUUUUGACGUCGUCAAGGCCAAACCCUCUUUAAAACGUACAGCCGCAAAGUCACGGAAUUCGGACCUUGACGACAAUUUCUUCAGUCUUGACGCAUUCAACCGUGAAACGGAAGAGGCCGAAACAGCUGCUGUUUCCCGUGGCCGACUAGGACGAAAUUCUGACGAAGAUGAGUCCGAUGACGAAGGUGACAGUAUUGAUCUCUUCAGGCCAGUAGAUGAUGUCCAGGACCUUGAUGAGGAUGCUUCGGAAGACGGCGCAGAGCCGUUCUAUAGAGAUUUCUUCGAUGGUGUCAAAGGCUCCAGCUCGAAAGCUAUCACGAAUGCAUCUUCUUCGAAGUCGAAAGUACGAUUCAGUGAGCAGGUCCGAGUGAAAAGUAUCAAGGCAAAAGGCAAGGGCCUGCCAGUGUCUGGCUUGAUGGAGGACCUCGAUCCUGAUGACGAGAGUGGACUUCAGAUGUACUACGAAGAUCCAGACGAGUUCAUGAUGGAAGCCGAGGUCGAAGAGUCAUCACCGGAUGACAAGGUCGCGCCUACCAUUGAAAGACUGAAGGAUGACUUAUUCGCGGAGGAAGAUGAACCAGAUUCCAAUAUGACCACUUAUGAAAAACGUAUGGCAGCACUGCAAGCACAGAUCAAGGAGCUGGAGGCAGAGAAUGUCGCUAAGAAGGACUGGGUGUUAAUGGGGGAAGCUACCUCGAAAUCGCGGCCUCAAGAUUCUUUGCUGCAAGAAGAUCUAGAGUUUGAACGAACGAUGAAAGCGGUACCCGUUAUCACUGAAGCUGUCGUCCAGGGACUCGAAGAGCGAAUAAAAGCUCGCAUAGUGGACGGCAGAUUCGACGAUGUCACGCGGAUCCGCCCUGUCGACGAUAAGCCUUUUCUCCCGUCGCGAUUCUUUGAACUCCAGGAUACCAAGUCGUCUCAUUCGCUUGCUCAGAUCUACGAGGACGAUUACGUCGCUGCCCAGAAUGGUGGUACGGGAGGCGACGACAGAGAUGGUCGGCUCAAGAAGGAGCAUGACGAAAUCACAAACUUAUGGGAUAGUAUAUGCAGCAAGCUGGAUGCACUUUGCAACGCGCAUUACACUCCAAGAGCGCCGAAAGCCAGUAUAUCGACAAUCUCCAACGUUUCCGCGGCUACUUUGGAAUCGGCGCUUCCUACCAGCAAAUCCAUGACUUCUAUGCUUGCUCCAGAGGAGAUUUUCAAAACUGCGUCUUCUGAUCCUCGCGCUCGUAGUGAGCUUACACCCGCGGAAAAGCGGACACUACGUGCGAAAGAAAGAAAGGCGAGGAGGAAGACGCGGGAUGCUCUCGACAAGAGCGUUGAUAAGUAUGCCAAAAUGAAAGGCGUAAAAAAACAAAAGGACGCUGCUCUGAAGAACGUGGUUAAGUCAGGUAAAGGUGUCACGGUGGUUGGCAAAAAGACCAGGGAUGUUUUGAAGAGCAAAAGCGUCAAGGGGAAGAGUUAGCACAUCAGUUUACUGUUGGUUACGGUAUGUAGUCGUUUGGCACCACCCCCCAGCUUCCUCCAUCGUCCGCGCAUUCUGCAUACCUGCAUACUUUAGGAAAUGACAUUCUUUGAGCGCAAGGAGAAAAUUCAUUACUGGGAUGUAGUCGUUCAUACCUAUGAACUUCAACAUGUCCACACUGUCUAUUCGGAUAUGCAAUACGAAAUCAAGAAGCCACUCCAUGGGCGGGGUUGUACAGUCAAGCUAUAAUACAGAAAAGGGAUGUAAUCUAGAAGAAAUGUUCAGACAGGAAAGCUGGGAAAGGGACGUCCGACAUGCAGUACAUCUAAAUUUGAGAACGAUCGAGUAAAAAUCCGGUG
This is a messenger RNA of Suillus paluster, 2378 nucleotides long. RefSeq names its product Mpp10 protein. Gene Ontology annotation, biological process: rRNA processing. The transcript has 7 exons. Lineage: Eukaryota; Fungi; Basidiomycota; Agaricomycetes; Boletales; Suillaceae. Bases 1 to 2019 code for a protein of 672 amino acids. The record is from RefSeq and is a predicted model, not a curated record. Gene Ontology annotation, cellular component: small-subunit processome; nucleus; Mpp10 complex.